Messenger RNA from Sinocyclocheilus grahami, 1129 nucleotides. Its product is annotated as ATP-binding cassette sub-family G member 2-like. Lineage: Eukaryota; Metazoa; Chordata; Actinopteri; Cypriniformes; Cyprinidae. Gene Ontology annotation, biological process: transmembrane transport. Gene Ontology annotation, molecular function: ATP hydrolysis activity; efflux transmembrane transporter activity; ATP binding. Gene Ontology annotation, cellular component: plasma membrane. The transcript has 8 exons. The record is from RefSeq and is a predicted model, not a curated record. The coding region runs from base 1 to 1119 and encodes 372 amino acids.
AUGGGGACGCUGACUGUUCGUGAGAAUCUGUGUUUCUCGGCGGCUUUAAGGCUCCCAAAGUCGAUCUGUCAGCUAGAAAAAGAUGAGAAGGUUGAGAGACUAAUUCAGGAGCUGGGAUUGAGCAAAGUGGCUGGUUCAUGGGUGGGCACGCAGCUGAUUCGUGGUGUUUCGGGUGGAGAGAGGAAGAGGACGAGCAUCGGCAUGGAGCUGAUCUUUGAUCCGCCAGUGCUUUUCGUGGACGAACCGACCACCGGCCUGGACGCCAGUACAGCCAACUCUGUCCUCAUGCUGCUCAAGAGAAUGGCGAACAGCGGUCGCACCAUCAUCCUGUCCAUCCAUCAGCCGCGGUACUCCAUCUACCGGCUGUUCGACAGCCUCACGCUGCUGGUGGGAGGAAGGAUGGUGUAUCACGGCCUGGCUCAAGACGCCCUGGACUACUUCAGUCAGAUCGGAUACACCUGUGAACCUCAUAACAAUCCUGCUGAUUUCUUCCUGGAUGUCAUCAAUGGAGAAUCCACCGCCGUCGCUCUCAACAAGUUAAACAACAGUGAGGAACUGGACGAGGAGCAGCUGAGUUCGUCUCUGAAGGGCAUCGAGGACCGUUUGGUGGAAGAAUACAAGAACAGCUCCAGCUACAAACAAACCAAAAGCGAGCUGGAGCGAAUCGUUCAGGGACAGGACUACAGCACACGACCCAAAUCCAGAACCAUCACCUACAGCACGUCCUUCUGCCACCAGUUCAACUGGGUCCUCAGGAGAACCUUCAAGAACCUCAUGCUGAACCCACAGACCUCAUUCGCUCAGAUCUUCUCGGGGCUGCUGGUGAAUCUCCCCAGUGUGGCUGACUGGUUGAACUGGUUGAAGUAUCUCAGUAUUCCUCAUUACGGUCUUGUUGCUGUGGAAAUCAAUGAGUUCAUUGGCCUCACCCUGUGUGACAUGAGGAACACAAGUGGCCUAGAAAUACAAGUCUGUUCAACAGGCGAGGACUUUCUGAGCGAUCAGGGCAUCGAUUACUCAACCUGGGGUUUGUGGCAGAAUCAUUUGGCUCUGGGAAUCAUGACCCUCAUCUUCCUCAUCAUCGCUUACCUCAAGCUGCGCUUUAUCAAGAAAUUCACCUAAACACAGGCUC